AUUAUUAACAAACUUACCGGAAUGCCGCCAGAGCGGAAUGCGAAUACUCUGAAGGCUUGUACGCAAACCAUCAGCGCCUUUGCUCACGUCCUCGGGAAAAAACGAUUUAUCUUCGUAGACACGCCCGAGUUUAAUCCAUCCACGCUUAGAGACGUAUCAAUGUGGCUGGCCUUGAUAUAUCGGAGGUCUGUCAAGCUUACAGGUGUGAUCUACACUUGGUGCAUAAGUGACAACGAAAUGUCGAAGUGGGAUAUCCACGCCUUCCAGAUUUUAGCUGACAUAUGUGGGAGAGAUGCCAUUGACCGGGUGCGGCUGGUAACCACCAUGUGGGAUGAGGUCACAGCCGAAGCUGGCACCACAAGAGAAAACGAACUGAAAAAAGUGGCUAUGAAACCACUUCUCGAUGGGGGGGCCCGCUACGAACGGUUGAACGGUACUCCAGAUUCGGCAUGGGCAGUUGUGAAGGACCUGGGGAACAAGAAAAAGGUGCUUUUGCUGCAAGAGGAGAUGGUUGGGAAAGGAAUUGACUUGUGGAAAACGUCUGCGCUGAAAGCUUGGAUGGCUCAUCCACCUAAGAAGUAA
Pisolithus orientalis is the source of this 582-nucleotide messenger RNA. RefSeq lists its product as uncharacterized. The transcript has 2 exons. The annotation marks the transcript as partial. The record is from RefSeq and is a predicted model, not a curated record. Lineage: Eukaryota; Fungi; Basidiomycota; Agaricomycetes; Boletales; Pisolithaceae.